UGGUCGUGAGCAGAUCGCCGAGGAGCUAGUGCAUCCACAUAACCACAUAACCAUCUAUCCAUAACAACAAACAAUAUAUUCGUGCGGGGUUUUCGAUUCGGGUUUUUUUGGAAAAUAGAAUUUGAAAAUGGAACAAAGCGCCGUUGUUCUUGUGCGUGCCGAUAAACGUAUAUAAAUCACGUGUGUGUGCUGCUGACUUUGGUUUCACCAGAUUUCUGAUUUCAUCUAACGGUGCUAGUGAACAUACAUAUAUUAUAAACCCACAUCGAAGACCAGCGGAGAGCGGAGAGGGGGCUAUACUAACUACACAAAAUGGACUGGCAGCCGACAGUUAUAGCAGGCCUGAUCUGCCUGCUCCUGCCAACGCAGAUUUCUUUGGCCAAUGCCUGGAGUUUGCCAGCCCGCCAAGCAGAUCGUUCAGAUCUGGCUUUAACACCAGCUCGCCAGCAGGUUGGACGACGAUUAAAUGAGGUAUCACCGUAUCUGGACCUGGCCUUGUGUCCCAUCAGAGCGGAACCCUGGACUUGUGCCCGCCAACAAUCCGGUCGGAUACUGGAUGUUUGGGAUGGAGAACUGAAUGUCCAAUGGCAGAAACUUAAGGUCGAGGCCGAUCGGCAGAUGAACGCCACGAUCGAGAGAAGAGGCUACAGCACCUCGGAGUUGCCCGUGAAAGAGAAGCCAUCGACGAUACUGAAGAAAAUUGAGAUCGGCACGAAUUACAUGAAGAAAUACCUGGCCGAAUCCAUGGACGGCUUCCUAGGUCGCGAAUACGAGUAUCUGCAGACACCGAAAGCGGCGGAGGAUGAUAGUGAAACUGACCAGAGUGGCAAUAGUGCCGAAGAUGACGAUGAGGCGGAUGCGGAUGAUGCCAGCAAUGCCGCGGAGGAGGAGGAGGAGAAUGCAGAUGAUGAGGAUGCGGAGGCGGAUGCCAAUAAUGAGGAGGAUGACGAUGAGGAGGAGGAUGAUGAUCGGGAUGAGGAGGACGACGACUCGGACAGCACGGCGGAACAGGAUCAGGAUAAGGACAAGGACCAGGAGCCAGGGGCGGAAGCUGACAACGAAGACGAGGACGUGGAUGAGGCGGUCUCAGCACCAGAGAGUGAUACCGAAAAGGAGAAUACCCCAAGUGUCUUCAGUGGAGCGCCAGCAGCGCAAACCCAAGGUGAUGGGAAAAAUCCCGUCUUAGCCGAGGACAACACUUCAACAGGUGUGGAAUUUAUCGAGCUGCAGGAUGGCGAUGAAACUGCGGCGGGUGCGCUAAAAAAGCCAGGAGGCGGUAAGCGCAAGAAGAACAAAAAGGGCGACAAACGCAAGAAGAACCAGAAGAACAAGCGGAAGGGUCAAGGGUCGGACACACAGCCCUCGACCUUGGUGGUGGUGCAGGCGGCACCGGAGCACCAUGAGGUGGACUCGGGACAUGAGCACGGCUCCUCGGUGAUUAGUCAUGGGAGUGCCGAUGACACCGAAUCCGUGGGCAAACCGAUGAGGAAACGGAAGCAGAAGCGCCGCAUGAAGGGCAAGCGGAAGCGCAAGGGUCAACACGGGUCAGCCGUGGUGGAGCACGAGCAGAGCGACCUGAGCUUGGGAUUGGGCCUGCUCGACGAACUGGCGGACGCGGAUGAUGUGCUGUCGGGAGUCGGCGGGGGAAAACGCAAGCACAGGAACCCACUUAAUUAUGGUAGAAGUAACGGAGUGACCCGAGGCAAGAAGAAGAAGAAGAAGAAGGCCAUUGCCAAGUUCAUCAUGAUUGGCAGCUUCCUGAAGGCCAAAAUCGAACUGCUGCUGAAGAUCCUGGGCGCCCAUCUGCAGGUCAAGUUCUUUGCCAUAGCCCUGAUCGGUCUGCUGAUCAAUAUAGCCCGAUUCUGGAUCGAUGUGAAGCGCGGCAGUCCGCCAUCUAAGGUUGUAUACGUUGAACAUGCCCACCAUCAGCACCACUACGAGGAUCACGGCGACGACUGGAGCGAGCCGGGUAGCUACUGGAAGCGCUCCCUGCAAACGGAUCCCUCGAUCGAGGACACCGACUCCUCCACGGACAGCUACCAGGUGCGACAGCCGCAGCAGCAGUCACAGAUCCAGGAUCCCCACUACCUGGCCUAUCGCAAUCAGUACGGCCAGUGGCAUUAGAUGAACUCUGACCUCCAAUGGAGACAUUAUUUAUACAUGUAUUUAUUUAAUUCACAUUCAAGUGGUACGACGCUGAUUAUUAAAUAAUCCCUAAGGCCCUAGAGCAAAAUUAA
Molecule: messenger RNA, 2237 nt
Organism: Drosophila yakuba
Lineage: Eukaryota; Metazoa; Arthropoda; Insecta; Diptera; Drosophilidae
Product: protein starmaker
Exons: 7
Coding region: 313-2124 (603 amino acids)
Source: RefSeq, a predicted model, not a curated record